GGGAUGUUUAUAAAUGUUGGACUGUACUGUUGCCACCGUGAUCAACCGUGAAAACAAACCAAACUAUCCUCCAAAUCUUAGACUGUUACUGAAAAUACAGUUAACAUAAUUGUCGGUUUCUGUCUGAGGAAGAAUGGACGAGUCUGUGAAAACUCUGCUGCAACGACUGGUCAGACGGAUACCGAGUCAAAUGUUAAAAACAACUCUGGACAAGUGGGGCCGUCUGACCGCAGAGCAGCAGCAAGCCUUAGACCUCACCCAGCCCAAAUGGACCUUAAUGGAAAACCUAUGGGCCAUUUGUGAGGAAAAUGAGUGGACACUCAAACGCAUCACAGAGCUCGAGAUGAUAUACAUCAUUGAUAAUCCAGACCAGGGAAUGUGGUAUGCUUACCAACUCUUGGACCCUGAAGAUGAUGCUCACUGUGUAGAGUUGACACAGUUCAAGGAACUAUUCAAAUAUCACCUCAGGGAGCUUGUAAGACAUGUGUCUGUCAAAAUAAAGAAGCACACAGAUGAAGCUGUGUGGAUUCGGAUUGCUUGGGGGGACAGCUUCUCUCGCCCCAACCACCUGAAACCAACAUAUGUUGUACACUAUCUUCAGACCCCAUACGUCUUUGUGACCAGCCUGACUUCAAAGCACAGGCCGCUGUUAUCCCAGGCCUUGGUUCUAUCAACUAGAUAUCAAACUCUCAAGGACGCUAAUCUCAGUGGACGCAAACUUACUGCCAUCAGGGACCUGCUGAUGAGACAAUACCAACAGGUGUUUCCAACAAAGUGUCCCAGCCCCCUUGCAGAGAAGACUCACCCUGCCUUAAAAAAAGAACAGGCUGGUAAUGCAGCAAACAGACGUCGUAUGGCCACUGAAGCCUUUGGUGAUGGGACAUUACCUCAGAUACAGACGGCAGUUUACAAGCUGGAAACAAGAUUCAAAGAUCCGACCAACAGGACCAUGUCUGACAGAGAGGAGCCCUUCAGAUGUGUAGUCAAAUUUUCAAGCAACAACCUCCUGGAGUCACUCAGAGACUGUGCAUCUUCAGGAUUUGCCUCCACGCCUGUCACCCCUCUACUCUCAUCUAUUUCCCUAAAAGGAAAGAAUUAUUUUGUCGUCACAGACAAUGACCCUGGUGCCUCCUCACAAACACGACCACAAAACUAAUGGAUGACAGACCUUUUGAUUAAUGGACUCAUAAAUGUGCCAGCAGCAGGCUUAUUGGGGACGGAUCCUUGAUUUAAGGGGCUCUCGUUCUGGACCAGCUCUGCCACGUCAGACCCACCCGUGGUUUGUUUUUAUAAUUCUAUCAUUGAUCUCCUCAUUGAAAUGGCUUUGAAAGAGCCAGUGAUCUCGGCGGUAACAAUGAACUUGUGUUUUUGUUUAUAUGUGCUUUCAGAUGUAAAUAAGUCAGUUAUUAACUGUCAUUUUGUUCACUUUUGUUGGUGUUGAAGUGGCCGAUUGAUACAACUUAAUGUUAAUCUAACAUCCGCAGGAUUUUUAAUACUCUUCUCCAUUGUAAUAA
Molecule: messenger RNA, 1514 nt
Organism: Labrus mixtus (cuckoo wrasse)
Lineage: Eukaryota; Metazoa; Chordata; Actinopteri; Labriformes; Labridae
Gene: cenpn
Product: centromere protein N
Exons: 10
Coding region: 134-1156 (340 amino acids)
Biological process (GO): CENP-A containing chromatin assembly; chromosome segregation
Source: RefSeq, a predicted model, not a curated record